Messenger RNA from Nerophis ophidion (straightnose pipefish), 2580 nucleotides. Its product is annotated as zinc finger protein 391-like. Gene Ontology annotation, biological process: regulation of transcription by RNA polymerase II. The transcript is spliced from 3 exons. Gene Ontology annotation, molecular function: DNA-binding transcription factor activity, RNA polymerase II-specific; RNA polymerase II cis-regulatory region sequence-specific DNA binding. The coding region runs from base 317 to 1912 and encodes 531 amino acids. The record is from RefSeq and is a predicted model, not a curated record. Lineage: Eukaryota; Metazoa; Chordata; Actinopteri; Syngnathiformes; Syngnathidae.
AAACACGGCGAGGAUAAAGCAAGAUGGCGUCUGACGGUGAAGACAUUAUUGCAGUCGUCACAGUUCAGUGUUCUUAAUCUGUGCCUCCAUGUACAUAUAUAUUUCCUUUAUUAGACUCUAGUGAAUAGAGUAAACAUCGUUAAUAACUGUUUGCAUCCGGUUAUAUUAGUCUGAGCGCACUUUGAUGCUUCUCGAGCUAGCUUAGCUUGCUAGUUAGCUUAGCAUUUUAGCUGCUGACAAAGAGAGGCGGAAGUGAUCAAAACACAUCACUAAGUAGAGAUCAAGUGUGAGUGUAAAGUGUUGUGAUUGUGUGAAAAUGUGCGAAAGAACGAUAGCAGAGUACGAGGAGGAACUUUGUCCAACAAAAGAGGAGAAGGAGCGACAACAACAAAAACAUCAAGUUGUGUUACACAGAACAGACAUCCAUCAGCUGAUUGAACACCAAGAAGAAUAUCUCCCUCAUCUGCAGGGGGACAGUUUCACACAUCCACACUCCCUCUUUUUUAAAGAGGAAGAGGAGGGAGAGUGUCCUGUAGGGCAGGAGGAGGCUGAUCUCAGCAAGUUUCCACUGACUGUUGUCUCUGUGAAGACUGAAGAGCAUGAAGACAAACCACCUGAGUCCUCACAGCUUCAUCACAGUCCAAACGUCUGUGAAGCACAAUUUCUGCCUGAAAAAAAGGAGUUUAGCCUCAGGAUGGUGAAGGAGGAUCCAUCAACGAGGAAGACCAGUUGCCACGGACCCUCUGGCGUCUCCUUUUCCUCUUUAACACAGACCAUUCCCUGUAAAAAGGAAGAAGAAGUUUCAGUGACCCCCCACAUUAAAGAUGAAGAGGACGAACACUGCAUCAGUCAGGAGGGAGAUUAUAUUGAAGGACUGGUGGAGUUCCCAGUGACUGGUGUCCCUGUGAAGAGUGAAGAUGAUGAGGUCAAAGGUGAAAGUGAGGAGAAGGGAGAGGCGGAGCCUCCAAGCAGCAGCUCAACACAACACAUGACAACAGAAGCUGAUGGAGACCACUGUGGAGGAUCACAAGCAGACAAGCUCUUAGCUCCACUAUCAGAUAGUGAGGACACAACGUCACACUCUCCUGACACUGAUGAUGAAGACUCUAAAGAUGAUAAGACAUGUCACACUGACAACACUCACUUCACAUGUUCUCACUGUGACAAAACCUUUAAAUACCAUAGUCUUCUGAAAAGACACAUGAGAAUACACACUGGAGAAAAACCCUUUUCUUGCUCAGAAUGUGGUAAAUGUUUUGUAACAAGUUGCAAUUUGAAAGUACACAUGAAAACACACACCGGAGAAAAACCUUUUAUCUGUUCACUCUGUGGUAAAGGUUUUGCACAAAGAUCAUGUUUGGUAAAACACAGAAGAUUACACACUGGUGAAAAACCUUUUUCUUGUUCAAUCUGUAGCUUAUCUUUUACAAGGAAGGGACAUUUGAAAGUGCACAUGGGAUCACACACUGGUGAAAUACAUUUUUCCUGUUCAAUCUGUAGUAAAAGCUUUUUGGAAAGUCACCAUUUGAAAGUACACAUGAGAACACACACUGGUGAAAAACCUUUUGUCUGUUCAAUCUGUGGUAAAGCAUUUGUACAAAGUUACCAUUUGAAAAGACACAUGAGAACACACACUGGUGAAAAACCUUGUUCAUGUUCAAUAUGUGGCUUAUCUUUUACAAGGAGGGAACAUUUGAAAGUACACAUGACAACACACACUGGUGAAAAACCUUGUAUCUGUUCAAUCUGUAGUAAAGGUUUUGUGGAAAGUCAGAAUUUGAAAAGACACAUGAGAACACACACUGGUGAAAAACCUUUUUCGUGUUCUAUCUGUGGCUUAUCUUUUACAAGGAAGGAACAUUUGAAAGGGCACAUAAGAUUGCACAAUAGUGAACAAACUUUAUCUUGUUGAAUCGGUGGUAAAGGUUUUACAAACUGCAGGAUUUUGAAAUAAACUGUCAAGACUUUAAUUUGGACUUUCUAACAUAAGCACAUAUAACGUGUGACGAUUUUUGUGUAACUAACUUUUUAACAACUUUUUGAUAUGCUUCUACAUUUAUAGAUAAUAGAUUUUAUUUUGGUGCUUUUUUUCAGUCAAGUGCAUGCAUUGAUAUGCAACAUUGUGUACUUUUAUUAAAAAAAUCAACAGAACAAUUUAACUGAAAAGGUGAGAGUAAACAGUACAAGACAUAUUUUACAUACAAUCCCCAUUUCAGACUUAUUCACAAUAGUGUUUUCUAUAGGUGUUUGAAAUAUUGAACUAUUACUUAUUAUUUCCAAUUAGUAAUGAUCCCAUUAGCACCUUUAUAGGAUAUACAAAUGUACUGGUUCACAUUUGAAACAUCUUCUGGACCACUUCAGGAAGCUUAUUUUUAAUGUUAUACAUCAUUUGAACAGUUGUCUUUUAUACAAAUGUGUGUGUAACUUUGUGUGACAACAAAUGUGAUACUUUAUUAAUCAUUUGUUGGGUGUCUAUACCAUUUUAUUAAUUAUCUUUAUUACUUUCUUUUGUAAUAUAAUGAUUGUGUUGUAACUGUGGUAUAUGUUUGUCCCAAAACCUUUAUGUAAUAAAAAAAAUGU